Sporisorium graminicola is the source of this 4287-nucleotide messenger RNA. RefSeq lists its product as uncharacterized. NCBI's taxonomy places the organism in Eukaryota, Fungi, Basidiomycota, Ustilaginomycetes, Ustilaginales, Ustilaginaceae. The coding region runs from base 1 to 4287 and encodes 1428 amino acids. The record is from RefSeq and is a predicted model, not a curated record. The transcript has a single exon.
AUGAGCUUUGCCGCUGGCCCUCGAUCCUCGAGCAGAGGUGGAAACACUCUCGAGUUUGGUGGAGGUGUCGUACCGGACGACUCGUCAUCGCACUCGGAUGCGGGACAGUCCGACUCGGCUGCGUCGCCCAUGACAACCCUGUACGCUGCCAACACAAAAGACAACAAUCAGCAACACAAUUUGGUCAGCAGCACAAACGCAGCUCCUUCUUCACUCUCAGCACGACCGGAUCGAUCUGCUCGGCACGAUCGUCUACAAUCCAUCGACACUCUGGGAAGUUUGGAAGACUUUCGCUCAGUGAUCGCCUUUUCAUCGCCGUCUAACCUGCUCGAAGAAAGUCCAGCAUUGACCACUUCCACCGCCAUGUCCACCCCCGACUUUGCUAUUGCCGUCACCGCAAACAGGGACAAACCCCUUCCCAUUCCUGACACACAUGAAUCGCAGCCCCCUCUUUCCACUCCUUCACUUGCAGCAGCCUCCCAAGAAGCGUCGUCGUCGUCUCCUGUCGUCAACGCUUCGAGCAACUCAAAAUCUGAACAAACAGCGCAACAGAUGGUGUCAGCCAAGGCCGAUUCAAGCACCUCCGCUGCAAACGACUCUGCAGGUCUCGGACCGCUUCCGAAAGGCUCGCAGCGUCGAUCCACCGCUUACAGUCUACCCGAAUCAAUCUCCCAGCCCGGCUCAUCUCAACCUCCGAGCGAAGAGUUUCAAUCGCCAGGCCGCAAGGUGUCGCCAGCUAGGAGAGUUUCGACGACAGAAGCCAUACGACGACUCGAAGAAAGUGUCCAGCGAGGUACAGAAGGUACCCCGAACUUUGGUCUCGGCAUCAGCAGUGCCCCGGAAGAAACGCAGGCUUCCUCAGCGUAUAGAAGCCGAGCGCGGGAUUCCAAUCGAUCUAGCAGCUUUGGUUCGCGCCGCCAUGCCAAAUCAGGUAGUGAGGUGUCAGCACACAGCUCGGAAGACAGCUGGGGGCGAACAUCCUUUGGUCGCGACACCCUGCAAAUGUUGAUCGACUCGGACCUUCUCAACGAGUCCAAAAAGACGGCUUCGUCGGUUUCGAGCAACACGCGCAAAACUUACAUUAGCGAUAGCGACCACAGCACAACCACAGCAGAGACGAGUACCGACGUGAACGAUUCGGACCACCUUUCUACCAUCAAGGAGCACACCGAAUCGCCAGGAUCGGCACUCCAGCGCCGCACCUCGGCCGAUUCCGGUUUAAGUCGCACGCAGAUUGCGGAUUUGUCUGAUGCUUGCACCUCCAGAACCUCGGCUUCCUCUGCUAGGUCGGAUGCCUUUCGAGGGGCUUCGCCAGAGAUUCACUUUGUUCGUGCCAGGGGACGUCUGUCGAAUCUUGCAGAGGCUCAAGGAACCAGUGCAGCCGAUGGGCAAAGGUCGCCUGCUCUCAAGACCGCUGUCAAUGGCAUUGGCUCGCCAACCUUUGGCUUCCGCCCAAGUCGCACCCCACAGCCUUCCGCUGCAACCGAGUUGUUGCCUCCGGUGGAUUUAGAUGCAUCAACACUAGCAGCGCAUGCGAGGAGGCCAUCAAAUGCCUCCUGGACCUAUUCGCGCAAGCCAACGUCGGAGCGUACAAACACUGGAGGGUCUCGUCGGGGGUCCGCAGAUCAAGUUUCGACGCCCACUUCUCGCCUGGCUUCAGAGUCCUAUACUACACCCCUUCCAUCGCUCCCGUUCCCUCCAUCGACGCCGACAUCAUUGUCACGACCUAGCUUUGCGCGCCCGCCAACCCAUGAGUCGGAGCCAAACACGCCUAACUUGGCCUACGAAGCAUUGUUGGCAAAGACUGUGGGCAAGCAAAAGAAGGGCCGACCGGUAGCACUGGCUUUGAAUCUCGCAACGCUUUCUGCUUUUUCAAACACUUCUGCCCUUUCCGUCAACAAUUUGGCCAGCAAAGGUCUCGCUAGUCCUGGCAAGCUGCGUGCUCCGCCGCCCUCAGCUCCCCCGACUGAUCCGCUACCGCCGAUUCCAGACACGCCUUCGCUCGCACCAAAGAGCCCGGGUCUUCGAUUCUAUGCUGGAUCGUGGGCAUCUCCUGCUUCUGGUCCGAGUGCAGUCGUCAACGACAAUCCACCCUGGACUCCUAGGACGCCUCGAACUCCCAACAUAUCCCGCGCCACUGCGUCGAAUGGACAUGUUCGAGCACGUACUCGCUCUACCGGACAGGCACCUGAUUUGUCAGUCAAACUCAUCGAUGCGUUCGGCUGUCAGCAGGUGUCGUCAGAGAAUGGCGCUGAUAAGGAGGGCGAGGUUGAACCCCAUGCCCAGACAGGCAGCAAAGACACAGUCUCUGCAGGUGGCCUAGGGGUUCUGCCGCCAGCGGUGGACGGUUCGUCAAGUCCUGCAACUACGGUCUCAGUACAAGGCAGUUCGGACAGCGCAACGAUGGUGACGGUGGCACAGAUGGCGACGCGUGCUGCCAAGAAACCUGUGCGAUUGUCCUUCAGCAAGAAAGAUCCUGAUGUGGAGGAGGCAAACAAGACUGCUGCAUCCACCGUCGUCGCCACCGAACAUGCUGAUGCACAGUUCGUUUCCCCAGUCACCACGUCGAAGAAUCUCAAGGACAUGAGUCAGACUGACUCGGUUGAGGUAGAGCCGGAAACUCCUCGCUCUCUUACGACUCUGGGUCAGAUCAUCAGCUUCGAUCUCGCGCCGCAACGACAGACAUUUGAGUCUUCGCAGCAGCAUUCGCAGCAGCAGCAGAGCCGUAGCACGGCAGCCAACGACAAGCCUUCCGGCCCGCCACCUAGCGCGUGGAACAACCGUAGUAACCCGCUGGUGUCACAUCGAGCCACCGCGAGUGAUUCGAAAGCCUCGUCUGAUGGAGGUCACGAGCAACAGGAAGAAAUGCGUGGCGGUGCAGAAAGUGUUGCCAGCUGUCAUUCGACAAGCAGCAUUAGCAAUCGUCGUCUCGAAGUCAUGCACGACAAGGAAGCACUGCUUGGAGCGCUCAGCGAGUCGUCGCGAAAAGAGAUCCUCAAGCGCACCGAAGGUCGAUUCGCCGGAGCAUUCGCUGAAGUAGCGAAAGCCUUCCGCCAGCUGCAAGCGGACAAGUUGCUGUUGGAGCAGAUUGUCCGUGAGAAGACACCGCUCAGCGGACUCGGUACUAACAACGAAAUGCUGAGCGGUUACCUGUCGAGCAUGAAUUCGAAGCUUGAGCACAGCAAUGCCGAGAUUCGGAAGCUAUUGGAUCUUCUCGAGCAACAGAGAGAGGUGAUGGAGCAGAUGAUGGCGACGCACCAGCUGGAAAAGGAGACGUACGAGGAGGAUCUGGAGCGUCUCUACAGCUCAUUGGACGAGACGCAGGCCGAUGCGGAACACCAUCGAGCGCAAGUGGUCAGGCUGAACGAGGAGCUGGCCCGGGCUCAUGCAGGGACGGUGCAGGCCAACGCUGAAGCCAUGCGCGCCAGGACGACGCUGGCAGAGGAGGGCAGGAAGCGAGAAAAGGUCGUUCUGCUGCUUCGGCAGGCCAAGGAGAGACUGCGAGAGGUGGAGACAGAAAAUCUUGUUUCCCCUGGGUCGCAGCAGAGCGAGAUACCAACCUCCGAGUCGAUGGCUGAGCGACUGUCUGCAGAAGAUCAGUUGACGGCAACAUCAUCGGAAAGCGAGGUGUUCAAGCUGCGUCGCCUCCUCGAGGAGAGAGACCAAGAAAUUGCUUCGCUGCGCCUUUCGCACGCCGACGCAGUAAUGCAACAACAGCACCAGCAGCAAGACGAUCCCAGUUCGUUCAACGAUAGUCCUGCGUUGGAAGACGACUCGAACACCUCCACACCUUCCACGACUUCUACCGCUGUCAUGGGCGCUGCUCCUUCCUCAACGCCAGAACUCACGCGACUUCGAGAGCAGAUCCUCGAACAAAAGGAACGAGAGAAACAGAUCCGAACCGCAUACGUCUACGUGCGCGAAGAACUUCGAAAAGUAAACUCCGAACGCAGACGGUCUUCGAUCAGCUCGGUUCAUAGCCUCAGCGCUCCAGCGACGACCUUGUCGUCAUCGACGGUGACUCCUGGUGCGGGGCUUGCAACAGCAACGACGGCAAAAGCAAACGGACCGUGGGCGACGAUCAAUAUGUCGAGGUUGACCAGGUUUCACGAUUCGUCCAGACCUCCGAUGUCGGCUGGGCUUGAGUCGGAUGCCGGAGAAGGAGGUGGGGCGCAGCAAGUCAAGUUGAAAAGGCUGAGUUUGCCAAUUGUCGCUAGAGCUUCGGGCCUUGUUGUCGCCUCGCCGGGUGCAGCGCCGCCUUCGGCUUAUCGUCCUCCCUCGACGUGA